AUGUUCCCUUCCACGCCACAAAGAAAAGCUUUGAAUGAAGCUCAGCCUUCGGAAUAUGAGCAAACUGACGACUAUUCUCAUACGAGCAUUCGAUCUACACCAACAUCAAAUGUUUUUACGCGCUCAAAAAAUACUCCAGGUCAAAAGCUAACUGAAGACAUGUCCAUAUGGCUGUUUAAAAAAACAUUUGUUGAUGUUUUUGGAACUGAAGUAGUUGAUUCUUGGAGUAUUAAGUGGGAUGUAUUCGAGCAGAAGUUAUGCCCUCUUGAUUCAGCAAGUACACAAUUGCAGCUCAGAAGGUUAAAAGAGAGAACGCAAAAAGUAGCGACAAGCAAAGACGAAGCGUUUUUGACUUUUAAGGUGAUCAAGAUUGUAGACAGUUUGCCCGAUCUGGAACUGGAAAGAUUGGAACAACGCGCCAAACAUUAUUUUACAAAUUUAUUUCAAGGAAAUGCAAUGAUCCAUUCAUAUCCCAAAAAAUCAGGUGUUCAAAUGGGUUGUAUCUUGGAAGUCCAUAGUCACUUUGGAAAAGAGAAAAAACAAAAAUACUACGUUAAAACUCAUUCACAAGGUAACACAAUUUCUGAUUCUACAGGAAGAGACAAGGUGGACUUGUGCGAAUUAAUGGUGUACAAAAUUUUGGAGAGGCUAAGAUUUAUGCCUGAAGUGCAUUUUAUUGGGAGAGACUGCAAAGAGUUCUAUAUAGCAACUUUAGACGCUAAUGAAUAUGGCAGCUUCUACGAAUUCGAUAAAAUUGUGGAUGCGUCAUCAGAACACCACAAGGUUCUCGAAUCUGUUUGUGGGAACUUGGUAAAACAUGUGGCCACUCUGGAGAGAGAAAGAAAACUCAACGCUCCAACAGAUGUUGACAAUAUUCAGCUGGAUCAAAUCGCAAAAGAAUUUAUUGAUCAGGUGACUAUGAUAGAUCUUCUAUGCAGAAUGUUCUUUUUGACCGAUUUGCUGAUGAAUUAUCAAAAUUUUGGUUUCUUACUUCCAAACAGGAGACUUAUCGUCCUGGAUUUUAGAUGCAGCCUACAGGAUUUUACGUCUUGUGAUUUUGAAUACUUUCUUCUUGGAAAUGGAAAGUAUAAAUACUAUAUUGCUCAUCCAUGCCUUAGGUAUCCUUUGCGCUCUUGUAAUGUUUCUAAACGAGCAUCAUUGACGUUUGAGAUUUUGACUAGUGGUCCGUUGCAACAUCUAGAGACAGUUGCAAAAGAAGUGGCAGAAGAAAUAAGAGCAAUAUGUUCUUCAAACAAUCUGCUUGAUGAUUUGGUUCAAGAAUUGGAUAAUACUUUAAAAGUAAUGGUCAACAAUAUAGAUACUUUUAAGAGCUACUUAAAGAAAUUCGUUACGCAAUAA
This is a messenger RNA of Naegleria lovaniensis, 1359 nucleotides long. RefSeq lists its product as uncharacterized. NCBI's taxonomy places the organism in Eukaryota, Heterolobosea, Eutetramitea, Acrasida, Naegleriidae. The transcript has a single exon. Bases 1 to 1359 code for a protein of 452 amino acids. The record is from RefSeq and is a predicted model, not a curated record.